AAGCACUUGCUAAGUAACAUUUCGACUGCUACAGCAGCGAUGAAGAAGAAAACCGGAAGUGUAAUUUUUCCUCCUGCUGGCGAUAGCGUAAGCUACUUUGGUGUCAUCGUCUUAUCGGAUUGGGGUUGGCAACAGAAACAACAACCUUAUUUCGUGUCCAGCCACGAAUACAUAUUUUCGUUGGGGUUUCUGGAGAGAUGAACAACAACGGGAACAAAAGAGCUCCAACUACAGCCACUCAGAGACUUAAGCAGGAUUACCUCAGGAUAAAGAAAGACCCCGUGCCUUACAUUUGUGCAGAGCCCCUUCCCUCCAACAUCCUAGAAUGGCACUAUGUAGUCAGAGGUCCUGAGAAAACCCCGUAUGAAGGUGGAUAUUACCAUGGAAAACUUAUAUUUCCCAGAGAAUUCCCUUUUAAACCACCAAGUAUCUACAUGAUAACGCCAAAUGGGAGAUUUAAGUGCAACACAAGGUUAUGUUUGUCCAUCACAGACUUCCACCCGGAUACGUGGAACCCAGCGUGGUCCGUCUCGACGAUCCUCACGGGUUUGCUCAGCUUCAUGGUGGAAAAAGGACCCACUCUUGGCAGCAUUGAGACCUCUGAUUACACAAAAAGACAGCUAUCAGCCCAAAGCCUGGCUUUCAACCUCAAAGACAAAGUAUUCUGUGAGCUGUUUCCCGAUGUAGUUGACGAGAUGAAGCAGAAACAGAAGGCCCAGGAGGAGCUUAACGCCCGUACACAGCCUCUCCCCUUACCUGAUGUGGUGCCUGACGGAGACCCCCAGCAAGCCCACUAUGGCCUCCCAGCCCUCAACGGUGGUCCUGCCCAACUAGGGGGUGCCAACCCCGCCCCUGGCCAGCAGCAGGCCAAUCGUAACCAUGGACUACUAGGUGGGGCUCUAGCCAACCUCUUUGUGAUUGUAGGCUUUGCAGCAUUUGCCUACACAGUGAAGUACGUGCUGAGGAGCAUAGCGCAGGAGUGAGAGGAGCCGGUGUUUUAGGGCAGCGCUCCCCUCCCCCUGCAGGUGAGCCAACUAGUGGACUCGAUAUUCUACAAACACACUACGUGAGGUGGGGAGGGAUGUUCAUUCCCGAUCAAACCCCUCCACAACCACAACCUCCACCACCACCACCACUACUACCACUACCAACAUGGACUUUGGAAGAAAAAAACUCAAAGCCCACCUAGCCAGGAAGGACUGAGGGAA
Molecule: messenger RNA, 1208 nt
Organism: Neolamprologus brichardi
Lineage: Eukaryota; Metazoa; Chordata; Actinopteri; Cichliformes; Cichlidae
Source: RefSeq, a predicted model, not a curated record